UUGCGCUCUAUAUGGGGUGUGUCCUGCGCCGCAGUCCCGCCCCAUUGAUGUAUAGGAGUGACGCGAUUCCGUGACGUCAUCAGUCGGCGCCUCCAUGUUCGGAUACCGGAGAGUUCUCAUUGCCGGGAGACAUCUGAUUGGACGGUCAUGUCCUUUCACCAGGUCAGAGUGGCGGCGGCCGGUCCACUCGUCCCGCCCUCUUGGCAGACACGACCCCCCACAGGAAGUGACCUCAUUGGAGGAGAAGAGCGGUGUGGACAAGGACUUCACCCCGCAGCAGAGAGACGUCAUCCUGCGACUCCUGAACACGGCUUCUGAGAGUCAGCUGGACUGUGUGCGGGAGCUGCAGGGCAAGAAAUCCGCCGGCAUAGUGCGCUACCGGGAGCAGAACGGCCCGUUCCCCGACCUGGACACCCUGCGCCGCGUCCAGAACUUCCAACCCACCUUCAUCCACAGACUCUGUCUCUCCAUGCUCAGCCUCAUGGACCGGACUGACCGCACCGUGCUUGCCAAAUUCCUCAAGCCCGAUAUCCCUGUGUAUAGGCUGCAGGAGGCGGAGAGCAUCGUGUCGAUCGUCUUUGGACUGAGGAAGCUGGCCUGGGCUCACGUCGAUCGAUCGUUGACCGUCAGAGAAUGGCAGCAGGAGGAAUGCUUCCACCUAGUGAAGGGAAAACAUCUGCCGGAGGUGUAUCUGGAGACCAUCUCCUCGGUGGUCUCUCAGCUCCCGCAGGCGGAUUAUUACAUCCUGGAGAAGCCGGCGGUCUCCUCCUCUCAGAACACGUCGCUGUUCCCGGUGGUGUUACAUUUGCGCACAGUGGAAGCCAUGUUGUUCUGUCUGUUGAACCCUCAGAUAGUGGCGGAGCAGGAGCAGCGGGUGUUCAGCAUGAACCGGAGCACGGUGGGGAAACACUUUGAGAUCAUGGUGGGGGAGGCGCGGACCAGCGGGGUGGAGGUCGUUCAGAGACUCAUUGCAGAGGCCAGCAUCGCCCCCAAACCCCGAGUGACCUUCCCUUCAGAACUUCUCCGCCAAUACCACCAAAAACUGCAACCCCGCGGGCAGAACCGCGCCGAGGAGAUGUGCGACGCUCUGCUACAAGCCCUCACCUGCUAUGAACUGGUCCUGAUCUAGGAAUAAAAGUCCCAUCAUCCAG
Molecule: messenger RNA, 1151 nt
Organism: Rana temporaria (common frog)
Lineage: Eukaryota; Metazoa; Chordata; Amphibia; Anura; Ranidae
Gene: TEFM
Product: transcription elongation factor, mitochondrial
Exons: 4
Coding region: 95-1129 (344 amino acids)
Biological process (GO): transcription elongation by mitochondrial RNA polymerase; mitochondrial transcription
Cellular component (GO): mitochondrial nucleoid
Molecular function (GO): DNA polymerase processivity factor activity; nucleic acid binding
Source: RefSeq, a predicted model, not a curated record